Messenger RNA from Pristis pectinata (smalltooth sawfish), 5174 nucleotides. It is a transcript of the gene smim13, whose product is annotated as small integral membrane protein 13. The record is from RefSeq and is a predicted model, not a curated record. Bases 262 to 531 code for a protein of 89 amino acids. NCBI's taxonomy places the organism in Eukaryota, Metazoa, Chordata, Chondrichthyes, Rhinopristiformes, Pristidae. The transcript is spliced from 2 exons.
GCAGGACUACAGUUACCAGCGUGCUCCGCGGAGACGCAGGAGCGGAGAGGAAAGCCAGUCGGGGCGAUCGAACAGGUCGCCGGUGAACUAAGUAAGCGGCGGAUCCUGCGCGCCGCUCGGGCCUCCGGCAGCGGCCGCCCUGCUCGCGGUGAAAAUCGGAGCAUCCUCCUGCCCUCACCCCACGCCUCCCCUCCCAGUGAGGCCGAUGUUGGGCCUAGUGGUUGGGUACAUCUGUCAGUGACAGGCACGCACAAUCACAGUAUGUUACAGAGCAUUGGUCUGACCCUGCUGGUCUUGGUCGCCACUCUCCUCUGUGUCCUGCUCUUCAUGCUGUUCGGUUGGUAUGUGGUAUGGCAGCUAUUCUUGUCCAAGUUCAAAUUCCUUCGUGAACUCGUAGGUGAUACCAGCUCACUCCAGGGAGACAGUGAGCCAUCGGAGAAUGUAAGCAUAGGAGAAUUGCCACCUACACCUCCAGGGCAUAGACCUAAAUCAGCACGUCUACGGAGGCCACCAACUGAAGGCACCACAUAGAAAACCAAAUUGGAGCAUUGUUCCAGUCAUUUGGAAUCACUUAUUGGCAUUUAAGCACGACUUCAGUCUGUGAUUGACAUGGUGUGCUUUUAUUUAAUUGGUUGACUUGCUAAAAAUAUAAUUUCUCAUAUGGAGAAAUUUACGAUCGCUUGGGUCACACAGAAAUGCAUAAUGCUUAUUUAAUUUAUCAAUGUAGGGUCAUCUAUUUCUCUCCCAUUGCUGAAUGAAUCAAUUUAUAAUUAAUUGGUAGGUCACUCAGUCCUGGCUGCAGGAGUCAUGAAUCAAAUUGUGCUACCAACUUUACUCUAAUUCUAUUGAAUAUGAUUCCACUUUGUGAAUUACUGUGUUAAGUACUAAAGAUGGUUUAUGUUGUGAAGUAGCAUUUUUUUAAGAUGUGUAUCAUUUGAACUUUGCUUUAGGUGCUUCUAAUAUUUUUAACUUUUCACAAUUAUGAAGAAACACAUUGAACAUGUUUACAUAACAGUUAUUUAAUUUUCUGCUGCAACUUCCUUAUUUUAACAUGUCAAUUGAAACAACCUAACUUGCUUUCAUUGAAAUGGUUAAGAACAUAAGACCUGCCUAAACUACCAUUUUCUUUUAUAUAUUAAAAAAAGUUACUAUAAACAAUCAGGAGAGAAAUGUGGGAUUUCAGUUUUCCCAAAAACUGACAGAGGACUAGAAAUGGGUCUGUGCUGCUAAAAGAUUAUUAAAGGGCUGUACACCAACAACUAUUUUAAUUGUGUGCCAACUGCUGCUGGGUUCCAUAGCACCUGGCCUGAUGCCCAAGGCCUCGAGUGCUACUGUUUGUUCAAUGGACACUUCCUUUCACCUCCUGCAGAGGGUGAUGGCAACGAGAUCAGAGCACUGGUGAGGUGGAGGGUAGGCUCUUCCAAAUGUGCCCAAUGGUGCAUAACCUCAGAAAUGCAUGACUUAAUUUCCUGGGCAAAACUCCAAAGGGUUAAUUUAGAGGGAAUAAUGUAAUCCUUUGUGUGACUGACCAGGAAAUUGCAUCAGGCACACAAGGCUGUAGCAUCACUGGAAUUGCCAGGACAAGUUUCCAGAAUUGCAUUAUUUCACUUGGAUUUUGGCUGUGGUCACGCUCCAUCCUGAAAUUAAGUGAUUUUUAUUCACUUAGAACUGCAGAAAGCAGAGCUAUCUGUCUGAAUUUCUAGGCCAUUGUUUAUUAUUAGCAUCCCUUUUGGUUUCAUUGAUUGUGAUUAAUUUAUAGAUUCCAAAAAUUUUGCUUUAUUCAUCCAUUUUGACAAAAUCUGCCAUUGCAUUUUCCCAGCUUCUAAAUGCCAUGAAAAUUUGUAAAUAAUAGAGUUUCAUAAUAAUCAUGAAGGAUACAGAUUGAGAUGUGCUUAUUUGCUUUGGCUGAACAUUGUGGUGGGUUAAGGGAUUGUCCUUUUCACCUGUUUGCCCAAAUUCCAGGCAGAUUUCUAGAGUGACAAUCACAUCUGUGUGUCAACAGCAAACUUUGUCUAACAGCUGGAAUUAAAGUUGUGGAAAAACAGAAACGUUUUGUAUCGGAAAGGUAACUUUUUUUUUACUGAGUUAAAGGUGUAUUAUUGAAGUAGAGUGCCUAUGCUCUGCAGUAACUGACUUAGAAAUGCUUGAUGCUACUUCAAGCUGUCAAUGAAUCCAUUCCACAGCAAUAAUGUUCCUUUUGUUAUGAAUGGGGGAACUUAUUUUCCUCCUCCCUCUGCCCCUUUCCCCCAUCUCCUUAAUUUAAACAAAAAUGUUGGAACUGCUGUCUUGUUCAUUGUUCAGUUGCAGCUUUGGGUGGGCUGUCCUUGUAGCCUGUGUUUGAAAAAACAUGAUGCAAAAAAAAGAUGUAAACUGGGAUAGGGAAGGAAGUAAGGGAGAGAUAGAAGCAACUGAUUUCAAAAUGUGAAAAUAAGACAGGUCUGGCUAAUAGUUGAUUUUUCCCAUCAAUUUUGCAGUACUUCAAGCUUGUCAAUGCUUUUUGUGGCAAGACUAUAUUGGAUGGUGUUUGUCUUUGUUUUGCAUACUAUAUGGUCUUUCAAUACAUCCACAGAGUACCUCUGAAGGAUCAUGGCAGGAAACUUUAUUUUCUAAAUGGACUGCAGCAAAAUGCACUGUUCUUUUAUUUGGCAUUUUAAUUUUUUAUUUUAAGGGAAGUUCAUUGAUAUUGGGUAUCUCGGAUGAUGUAGUUUAAACAUUUGUAGAGACUUUAUGGUAAGAAGAGGAAUUUAGAAGUGUACAUUAGUAAUCAUAUGAGCAUGAUACAAAAAAAUGUACAUUAAUAUUACUAGCCUCAUUCACCUAAACCUCUAUGGCUUUGACACAAUAAAUCAAUCCAUGCUUCUGGCUCUUUACUAUGCCACAGUUGUAUCAUGGUCCUUUUGCUAUUUUUCCAACAAAGCUAGUACUUUAUUGCCUGUGGAUCCCACUCCAACUAUCCUCUAUGGUACAUCUCUUGCACAGCCAUAUAAAAGUUCCAUUCAAGUAAUCUUAUCUGUGAUUCUUUGUCCCUCUGCCCCAAUUUCUGCAUUAUCUCUGAUUUGUCCAAAGCUCAGUUCUCUCCCUUCUGUCUUCCAUGUGGAUGGUGCUCCUUGGUAACAUUAGUGCAGGGUCAGAGGAGACUCAUGAUACUGCAAAUGCUGGAAUCUGGAGCAACGUUCUGCUGGAAGAAUUCAGCAGGUCAAAUAGCAUCUGUGGGAGGAAAGGAAUUGUCGAAACCUGUACGUGAUGCAGGGUUUUGACCUGAAUUGUCGACGUUUUGAGUUGAAACCUGUACAUGAUGCAGGGUUUCGACCCAAAGUGUCAUCAAUUCCUUUCAUCCCAUAGGUGUUGCUUGACCCACUGAGUUCUUCCAGCAUAUUGUUUCUUAGCACAGGAUCAAUUCCCACAGAUGUAGGUCACCCAACUUUUCUUUCUCCUGUCAACUGUCAAGCCCAAAGGUGCUACUAUGCUGUUUGAAAGAAAAAACAAUAUACAAACAUGGAGACGAGGUUCUGCUGAUGCUGGAAUCUGGAGCAAUACACAAAAUGCUGGAGGAACUCAGCAGUUCAGACAGUAUCUAUGGAGGGAAAUAAACAGUCAACGUUUUGGGUCGAGACCCUUCAUUUGUCCUGCUGCAUUACCAAAAUCCAUCUUGACAAUUUUGUCACCUUUAAGCUUGAUCCCACUAACUCAUUCCAAAACUCUACCCUGUGUAAAUUCUGUCUUUUGCUAAUUUUUUCAGUUCUUGAAUUUAAUGCCACAUUCGUAUCACUUUCAUCCACCCAUGAUUCAUUGACUUUAAAAUUAGCCUUGCUCCUCCAUACCUGGAUAGUAUAGGUAAUUUUUACAAUCCAGUCCUUUUUACUCUUCGGACUCUAUGUAUUCCACACACAUUCUUCCCCCCCCCCCCCCCCCCCCCCCCCACUUUGCUAGUCUACCACAGCUAUCUGCCUCUGCUCUCUACAACUUGCUGCCUAACCUCUUCUGCAUUAGUGCAUCACUUCCCACAUUCAGAACAUACUUCAACCAUCACCCUGUAUUCUUCCUGUUUGUCCUUUCUGAGGUGCUUUUCAUUGUUGGAAAGGCUCCACAAAAGUGAUUGUUCCUUAUUUGAAUGCACACUACUUUUAGUUUCAGGAGAUACUUAGCCAAUAUUUACAGGGACAAUGUUAAUGGCCAGAAGAAUUAUAAGUUGAGGGAUGCAAGGGUUCUGCUGAAUUUAACACUAGAGCCCUAUUAUAAUUUUCUAGUCCUAUGGCCUAGUUAAUUGACAUGCUCUCUGACCACUUUAGGAAAACCAGUAGAAGGCUGUAACUGUGGACUCCUGGGAAUUGGGCAGGAGGGGCUGUGGGGAGGGUAAUAUGGAUGGAGCACAAAAUUGGGAGUUAUGGAGAAGAUGCUGGUGAGAGAGAUUUGGGGCCAGAUGGGGGAAAAGUGCCUGUGAUGAUGACAGGUAAGAGAAACCACAAUUGGCUGUGGGGCUGUAAUAAACCCUCCACAUUUUUUUGAGGCUAGAAGCUACUAUGUCCCUUUUCAUAGCUGCAUUUACAGAGCCUGAGGAACCCAAUGUGGCACCUGUUAAAUUUAAAUCUGGCUCCCAGUUUAAAUAUGUUAACAAAAUAUCCUGUCCCUCAUACCUGCAGUGAUUUAAGAAUUUGUUUGCCACUUUUAAAUUCUAUGCCCUGCUCCUGUCUGUCAUGAAGGUAUAUUAUCAAAGUCAAAUAUUUAGAAGGUGAAAAUCUGCUGAUUUUUCCCCAACUGUUAUUUGUAUAAUUAAAGAGGCUACCUCAAACUCUAUAAAUGGUAGGUGCUUGUAGUUUCAUGGAAGUAACUUUAUAUUUUAAAAAAACGUUUAUUAUAAAUACAGAGUGAACUGCCACUUUGUAUUAAGUUACAAAUAUAAUGGUUACAGUGCAAAAUUAGAUGUUUUGAAUUAGUUUCUGGUUAUAUUUGAAUCUUAGUUUGAAUCCAUGUUACACUUAAGUUAUUAGAAUGCAAGUUGGACUGUUUAUUUGACUGAAGGAAUGCUUUCACAGUUGUAUGGUCAUGUUCACAUAGUAUUAUAGAUAGAAGUCAUUUAACAAUGCAUUUGAGUGUUAAUAACGUCCUUGGUAUGUUUUCUGUUUCUUAAACUGACUGUUGUGUAGAAACAAUGAAAUAAAAUGGAAAAGAAAGUU